CAAAUGUCAAAUUCGCUCAAAAAAAUACUGCAAAAUAAAAAUAAACAAACCAUGCAUUUUCGCAAAUAAACGGUUGGAACGUUACCGGUGAUGGCUUAUUUUCAUUACCGAUGCGGUGAAAGGAUCACCCUAACGAACGAUAAUUGCACUGCCAUACGAAAUGAAAGCGAAUUCGAUCACGGUCUCGUUAUAUCGGCCGAACCCCUGCAGAACGACGUUCUUUUCGAAAUAAAAAUCGAUAAAAAGGUGAAUUGUUGGUCUGGAAGUUUGGAGAUCGGUGUUGUCGAUUGUGAUCCUUUACACUUUGAUUUUCCACCUUGUGCUUCGAAGAUACAGUCUGGAUCAUGGAUUAUGUCGGGUACAACCGUGUUCAAAAAUGGAGCAUGUUUGAUGGAAGGUUACGGAAUGGAUUUAGAUCGAUUGAAUCAAGAUGAUCGAAUUGGUUUAAUGAGAACUUCAGAAGGAGAUCUAAUGUUCUACAUCAACGGAGAAUGUCAAGGAGUCGGCGCGGAGGAUUUACCGAGCGUGGUGUACGCCAUAGUGGACUUGUACGGUAAAUGCGUCCAGGUAACUAUCGUCAGCCCGGCUUUUCGAGAACACAACAACGACGAUUGCCUCAGCGGCAGCUCAGUCUUAGCUAUCGAUAACGAUAUUCUCAACGUAACGCUCGGAGGAGAUUUGAGCGAACUCAGCAUAAGCAGCAGCAACAGCUUGGAUAUUCGUAUGGAUAUGAACGUUAGCGUAAGUCUUCCCGAGGAAGUUCCUCGACAGGAUAAGAUCCGGUUUCACGACAGGUGCGGUUCGCUCGUGAAACUAUCGAACGUUAACCGAAGCGCUGAAAGACGCAGGCCUUUCGAUGAAUUCAACAAUGGCGUCGUAAUGACCAACAGGCCGCUUAGAGAUUCGGAAUUGUUCGAGAUACGUAUCGAUAGAUUAGUGGAUAAAUGGAGCGGUAGUAUAGAGAUGGGAAUAACGACUCACAAUCCGAACACGCUCGUAUUUCCUGCGACGAUGACGAACAUGCGUAGCGGCACCAUCAUGAUGUCGGGUUGUGGUAUUUUAACUAACGGUAAAGGCACGAGAAGGGAAUAUGGCGAUUUCAAUUUGGACGAAUUGACCGAAGGCGAUAGGGUGGGAAUGAUGAGAAAACCCGACGGGAAUCUACAUUAUUUCAUCAACGGUUUGGACCAAGGCGUCGCCGCUCAAAGAGUACCGGCCACCGUAUGGGGUGUCAUCGAUCUCUACGGGAUGACUAUUAAAGUGUCGAUAGUGGAGCGCGACGAGCGCGAAGAACAGAACCUGAUUACCCGUAAGAACACCAGAGAACAACAAAUCCACUUGCCCGAGCCGAAUUCCCUGCCGGAUUUCUACGAUCGUCUCACGUUCCAUCCGAAUUGCGGCACUCACGCCGAGGUUAUCAACAACAACAGGACGGCCCAUCGGCCCAACGCCGCCGACGAUUUCAACAACGGCGUCGUAUUAACGGCGCGACCGCUCAAAACCGGCGAAUUGUUCGAGGUUCGAUUGGAUAGGGUGGUCACCAAGUGGGCAGGUUCCAUAGAAAUUGGUGUUACAACGCACAGUCCGGUCGAUUUGGAUUUCCCUUUCACGAUGACCAACGUUAGAUCGGGCACGUGGAUGAUGACGGGCAGCGGUAUAAUGCACAACGGGACGAUCGUUCUGGAACAAUACGGUGUUAAUCUGGAUAGAUUGCAAGUGGGCGAUAGAGUGGGCGUUUUGAGGAAAGAAAACGGUCUGUUGCACUUUUUCGUCAAUGGAAUUGAUCAAGGAUGCGCCGCGUCCAACGUUUCGGAGAAAAUUUACGGUGUUAUAGAUUUGUACGGGCAAGCAGUAGAAGCUACAAUAAUCGAUAUAUACGAUAAUGGUUCUCCUGAUACAGUAAACUCGAGUUUCUCCAACACAACACUUUAUAGCGAUUUGAGGUUCCAUCACGUUCACGGUAAAAACGCGCGCAUAGUGAGCAACGGUUUAACGGCCCUCAGACCGAGACCACUGGCCGAAUUCAACGAGGCCAUAGUAUUCUCCAGUCGACCUCUAAGAGAUGGAGAAAUGUUCGAAGUGUGCUUGGACAACAUAGUAGACCGUUGGUCGGGUAGCAUCGAAUUAGGCGUAACGUCGGUACGACCCGACGAAAUCGACCUGCCCAGCACGGCGACCGAUCUCUGUCGCGACACGUGGAUGCUGAGCGGCUCAUCGGUCAUGAUCAACGGCAAAACGAUCAAGAGCAACUACGCCUUCGAUCUCGAUACCCUGUCGGCCGGCAUCCGCAUCGGCGUCAUGCGAUCCGCCGAUAAAUUGUUGGAGUUCUACCGGAACGGCGUACCGCAGGGCGUCGCCUGCAUCGUACCGCACAACAACAUCUACGCCGUGGUGGAUUUGUACGGGCAAUGCGCCCAGGUCAGCAUACCGUGCGCCUCGCCCGUCGCCGCGUUGGCUUCCACAGGUAUAGAGAUAUCGCAUCGAUCGGACACGUCGGCGUCGCUGCAGGCGACCAGCGUCGUCCAGCCGCCGAUCGAAUCGGACCUGCACCGGUUCUCGGCGUACCACGGUAAAGGCAUCGUGCUGGACGAACGCGGCAGGACGGCCACCAGAUCGAAGGACUUUAGCAGCGCCGUGGUGUACGGGGCCACCUCGUUGCAUCAGGACGAAAUGUUCGAGGUGUCCGUGAUGAGUACUGCGAAACACAUGGCGGGUAGUCUGUCGCUGGGCGUAACGGAAGUGGCGCCGGAACUGUGUUCGAACAACAUGCCUUCGAAUUGUUACUAUUUGUGCGGUAACGAGUUGAGGUAUCAGUCGAAGAUACUGCAGUUUUUCACUCCGAGUUUGAAUUGGUUGAGUUGCAACGAUCGAAUCGGUUUUCUCAAAACCGGCGAAGGGAGCGUGAAAGUUUUCAUCAACGGUGAAGAAUUGCCGGUAUUUUUCCCUCCUUUGCCGGAUAACUUGUACGCAGUGUUCUUAUUGCACGGGGCUUGUAGCGAAAUCGGCGUGGUCAGUUUCAAAGCCAACGCGUCUUCUUUAAACAGUAUAAGAUUACAGGAUAGUUUGGAAUUGGUUUUGGACCAGGAGCAAUCGACUCCCGAGGUGCUGGAACACAAAGAGCAGCUGCCGGAGAUCGUACAACCGCCGGUUAUUUACGAAUUUCACGAAAACCACGGUAGAAACAUAGAAUUGAUUAAUAACAGGACGACCGCUCGUAAGGUGGCUUCGUACAAUCAGGGUAUUACCAUUGUGCAAAAACCUUUAGAACCCGGUUCAAAAGUUGAAGUGUUGAUAGAAGAAUUAGAAACGCGAUGGAAAUCAUCGCUUAUCGUCGGCGUGAUAUCGGGGAUACCCGAAAGGUUGAAUCUACCUGUUAAUGCGUUGGCUUUGAAAGCGCCCAGUUGCAUAGUAGCCAACGAUUGGAUAGCCCUAAACGGUAUUAAGUCUUCGUCGAACUACGGCCAGAGAUUGGACAGUUUGACCGUAGGCGAUCGCGUGGAAAUCAAAUACACCGAAUCGAAAUGCUUUCGAUUGUCGGUUAACGACGUCGAAGAAGAACCGUUAACGUUGAAUUUCACCAACGGGCAGCCCGUGUACGCGGUGUUUGAUCUCUACGGGCAAUGCCAGCAGAUAAAAAUCCUGAACAAUCCGGCGCUGGAGGAGCAGGUGGCGGGUAAAAAGGCUGGCGAUUGCGAGAAGGCGGAUUUGGAAACGUGCGAAAAGGAGCGAACCGAUUCGAAAUUGAGCCUGCCCAUCGCUUCGGCUAGUUCAGGUCUGGCCGGUUCGUCUUUGACGAAGAGCUCGCGCGCGAAUUCGCCGAUGAAAUCUUGCCAGUACAAGGAGGAGGUUGAGAGGUUCAAGAAGAAAAUUUUAUUGCCUGAUUCUUAUUUUACUUCGGAUGACCCGACGUGCUACUGUCAGUAUUGUUUUAGGACGAGAAAUGUGGACGAAAAGGAAAAUGUUAUCGGUUGGGUGAAAUUUCCUCUGUGCAUUUCGGAGAAUAUGACCACAGAUAAAUGGCAUACGGCUUUCUAUCCUUGCAAAGUGGGAGCUGUGCGGUGUAUUUUAGAUAAAGGGCAACCUUUAACUAAAGGACAAUUGAAAUGGUGCAAUUUUACUGCUAGAAAAUCCGACGACGUUCAAAUCGUGUUUUACCCGUCAUUGCAAUUUUCUCUCGAGAAGGGUCAUAAAAUUGAUAAUAACCGGGAGGUGAACGCGGCUUUUCAGUUAUCGGUUAAACCGGGCGCUUAUUCGAUAUCCAGGGACAGCGACAUAGUCGAGUGGAGUACCAAGGAAAGCGGGGCGCUUCUGUUGAAGGCUUUGUUAUUGAAGGUGCAUUAGAAUAAUGCAUUUUAUAACGUGCAAUGCGUUUAUUAUGAAAUAUUUAUUCCGCUUAGAUCUCAUAUAAUAGAAUAUUUUAGGUCGAUGUAUGUGAUGUAUGUUGUUCAAAAUAUUCCAGUGUAUAGUAAAUUAUUAAACAUUAGUAAAUUAUUUUUUU
Molecule: messenger RNA, 4498 nt
Organism: Phyllotreta striolata
Lineage: Eukaryota; Metazoa; Arthropoda; Insecta; Coleoptera; Chrysomelidae
Source: the annotation of a GenBank genome assembly